GCUGGCCGCGUCCGCAACAGCUCGAGCGCUCUCUUUUUCGGCUUCCACACCAACCCAACCACCCGACUCUAUCGUUGAUUUUCUCUAGCAACCCAACAGAACAGACCCCAAAAUGGCGCGCAUUCGUCGAUCAGCGCGACUGGCGAGCGCGACCAAGCCUUCAGCCUCUGCCUCGACGACAAGUCUCGGGCGCGUGGCCGAGGGAGACGAGAGCCCCAGUCCCAAGGACCAGGACCCUCGGAGGAAUGACAAGAGCAGCAACCGGCCAGUGCCUUCAUCUCCUGCUCCCCAGACCCCUGCGACCUCAUCUCCUGUCAAGCCACCCAUGUCCGAGAUGCACCCUGGCAAGUUCCACAACACCAUGGCACCUCCAUCUUCGGCCCUCCACCUGGGCUUCGCCGAUAUCAAGAAGCCUUCGGACAAGGACUUCCGCUCUUCUCCCACCCCGGCGCUGGCCGGCCGGACCGCCGCGCCGGCCCCCUUUGCGACACCAUCGGCGAAAUCGGCCGUUCCGCCGUCGUCGCCCUUCACCUUCCGUGUUGCUAGUCCCACCGGAGACAGGACGGUGGCGACCAGCGGGCUUAGCGCCCGGGCGCAGCAGAUGAUGGACGAGAUCCGCGAGGACGCGAUGCGCAUCAAGGCCGACCUUGUCGCCAGGCGGGAGCAGGAGAGCCUGGAAGAGGCCGAGAACAACGGCCGCAAGAUUGCCAAGGCGAAAGGCAAGGCCGGGCGCUUCAGCUCUGUCCAUAUGGCCGAGUUCAAGAAGAUGGACUCGAUCGAGAACCACCCGGCUGCCUUGCGCGCCCAACAGCAGCAGCAGGCUGCCGCCACCGUUGCGGCCAAGUUCGGCACGCCUCUAUCCAGGGGUGUUAAGCGCACGCAGUCCAAAGCCAACCUGGCUGAUCCCGAGUCGGCGCGCUCUGCGGCCUCGGGCAUCCCCGCUCCCUCUGCCACGGCCCGUGGUGGCCCUGCCUCUGCUGCCAAGAAGCCCAACCUAUUGUUUCCCGACGCCGGCCCCUCUAGCGUCAAGCGCGUCAGGCAGAACCUGGAGGAUGAUGCCUCUAGCAAUCGUCCGGUUUCGAGGGACGCAAGCUUCAUCCCUCGCCCAACCACGGCCGGCAAGGACAGCGCGACGGCGGCGAGUGUGCCCCGAUCGCACACCAACUCGAACCUGGCAGCUCUUAUGACGCCAACCAAGGCUUCCUUGGCCAAGUCGGCCCUCCCAAAGACCCAGACUGGCGGCUCCAUGCGGCUGGCGGCAACUGGAAGCCUCAAGAAGUCUGCUACCACGAGCAACCUCGUCACAGAACAGAAGGAGGCGGCGCCCGUCCGCACGCCGGGACGGUUCGAUCGGGUCAAGUCCAUCCUUAAAGGUCACAGGUUUGGCAGCGCUGCCAAACCCAAGAGUGCACUGCCAAUGCCGUCGGCGGCUGCUGGCUUGCUGUCCAAGACGCCCUCGGCGCUGAGCCUCGACAAGCCCUUGCCUGCUGUCCCGGCGACGACUCCAUCGCGUAAACUCAUCAAGCGCGUCGUGUUCACACCGGAUGCCAAGAAGGCUACAGUUGCACUGGUGUCCCAGAACUCGCCCUCUCCCCUGAAAUCAGGAAUCCCGCGCUCCAAGACGUUUGCCAACCUGGCCGAUGUCCGUUACCCCAACCUGGACUCGGCAAAUGGCAAGGGUGUCGACGAUGGCGGUGUCACAUACCCUGAUCUGUCGGCCAGCUUGUCCAAGGACGACAACCCGGCUGCUGGUCCCUCUGAGGAAACCGUUACUGAGGACGCUAAGGGUGCGCCAGCCCCCACCGUUCCAGGUACUUUCACCUUUCGGAGCGACCACACUAUCCGGUUCGACAGUACGUCGCCGACUGGAUUUGGUGGGACGAGGGGACAGUCGAGCGUGCGCCAUGUCAGGCCCUCGAUCAUGCCUGCGCACUUGGGCCUGAUGCCUGGCAGCUUUCCGUCCUCUAUCGCCGAGUUCGGUGGGAUCGACAGUGGCAGCAGCAGCGGUAGCAGUCGCGGCAACAAGGAGAACCGCAAUCCGCAGAUUCUUCUCCCCGCGGUCAAGCAUGGCCUGGAGAACAAGAAGAGGCACCGGGCUAGCGCGGACCCCGAGGACGGGGAGGGGGAGCCUGCUGAGCGUGCGGCAAAGAAGCGACGUCACGAGCCCGCGCCUGAAGGGGAGGCGAUUCUCGCUCCACGCGCAGGAACGAGCGCGUCUUCCGGCAGUGUCUUUGCGAGCACGGCACGUAGGUCACUCUUCUCUCCCUCUAGACGCACCCCUGCGAAGCCGUCGCAGAUCCCUGGCAUCGGGACUCAGUCGCCGAGCCCGAUCAAGAGGUCAGCGAAGCUUAGCCUUAGCCGGCUGAACAUGCUCGCCCGUCCAAAGGUGCGCCGCUAGGACGAACGGCGGCCCGUACAGAGACAAGGAUCCUUGUUUUUUUGCUCGUCGACGACAUAUUGCCCAGAAAUAUUUUCACGCGAUGUCUUUCAACCGCUGGUCUCGAUUGACAUUGGCGUAUCCGGCCGUUUUCGGCCAAAACUGUUUUCAUUCUUGAAUUGUGUUUACAUCCACUUUUUUUUCUUUUUUUUUCGAGGCUCACUCCUUCUUGUAACGCCUCUACGGCGUAAGCUUCGUUGUCCUAAGACGCGAGGCUUGCGCUCAUGACUGUUUGGUUGGCGCUGGGUGUGGGUUUAUUGGGAUUUGGAUUGGCUUGCGGAGUCAUGUCUUUGAACAAGACAGAGAUGGAGCUGGUGCUUGAUGACGGCCGAGGCCGGAACCAUGUGCACGUUAUCUGGCUAUGGGCCGGGCGACGGACACGCGGAAUCAUCAUCUGUUUGGCACUGUUGGCGGAUCCAGGCCGCUCUUCCCAUGUGUGCCGACGGAUGGCAGUGGACUUCUUCGUCUGCCGCGUGUCUCUGGUUUCUUUUCUUCCGUCUCUUUUAUCCCUGCUCUCGGGGAUAAACGAUUUGUUGGCACUUACGAUUGUACAUUAGCAUCGAGAUUGGGAUUGAACCGGGCAGUGGAAAAUUGAUAAUUGUGUUGGCUCGGUGCA
Molecule: messenger RNA, 3053 nt
Organism: Gaeumannomyces tritici R3-111a-1
Lineage: Eukaryota; Fungi; Ascomycota; Sordariomycetes; Magnaporthales; Magnaporthaceae
Exons: 2
Coding region: 113-2398 (761 amino acids)
Source: RefSeq, a predicted model, not a curated record